AUGUUUUCUCCAUCAACAUUUGCGACUUUUGCCUGCUCCAUUGGGCUGGUCCUCACAAGCCCAAUCGGAGGACUGCACGCUGGAGUCAAUAUACAGCUUUCGGUCGGCAAGGAUCUUCUGGAGAAUGCUACUAGUGGACGAGUGCUGGUUCUCCUGGCUCCUGCCGGAACGGAUCCUUUGGCCGACACGGACGUUACGACCUCGCCCGACUUGUUCUUUGGAAAGAACGUCUUCGAUAUUGACAGCAAGAACAUCGUAUCGCUGUCCGACGGGGAUGGUUAUGCGACCAGUACUGGCGUUUGGGGUUUCCCAAAUGUCAGCCUCAAUGAUGUGCAACCAGGAGAGUACACCAUUCAAGCUUUCCUCAACCAAUACGAGACUGUGACUCGCAGCGAUGGAUCAACCGUCAGCGUACGCUUUCCUUGCGGCGAUGGUACCGUGCCAGUGAAUGGACCGGGCAGUCUGAUUACUACCGCGAAGAAUGUCACCAUCAGUAAGAAGCAACACGAUGUCAAACUUGCUUUCAGCAAUAUCACCGCCGGAAUCGAGUUCAACGGUACAGAGAUCGGCGGCUGCUCCCAAGGAAACUACGAAGAUAGCGAAAUGCUCAAGAAUGUCAAGAUUCGAAGUGACCUUCUGAGCAAGUUCUGGAAUCGCGACAUGUACGUCGGCGCCACUGUGCUCCUCCCUCAAGGCUACAACGCUUCGGAUAACGCCACGAGGUAUCCUGUACUCUACCAUCAGAAUCACUGGAGUGGUGGCGAUGCAGCAUACCGUUAUGGAUCCGACGAUGGGUUCACUCGAGCUUGGGACAGUGGCAUCAUCCCGGGAACGAACAUAUCAGCAGCUCGAGAGGCGCCAAAGCUGAUCAUGGUCACUUUCCGCCACGAGACACCGUUCUACGACGACUCUUAUGCGGUCAACACAGCCAACCUUGGACCUUAUGGCGAUGCUAUCAACGACGAACUUAUCCCACAUAUCGAGAGACUCUUCAACUCAAUUCCUGCGCCAUACGCCCGAAUCCAAGAUGGAGGCUCCACAGGCGGUUGGGAAUCAGCCGCGAAUGUUGUGUUCAGACCUGACCUAUUCGGAGCUUGUUUCUCUUCCUAUCCAGAUUCCCUAGACUUUCAUAAGCAUCAGGACAUUCCGCUGUAUACAUCGAAGAAUGCAUACACUCGCCCCGACGGAAGUAAAAUUGCCUCGAUCAGAGAGGUGAUCAACGGUACCCUUACCGAGGUCACCACAGUAGAGCAAGAAAACCAUUGGGAGUUGACUUUUGGGACGUCUACUCGCUCAGCUUUGCAAUGGGAUAUAUGGAACGCCGUGUUUGGAGUGCAAGGACUGAACAACUAUCCCUUGGAGCCUUGGGAUAAGGUCACUGGGGAAAUCUACCCCGAUGCUGUGGAGUACUGGAAGCAGAUGGAUUUGACGGAGCAUAUCAUUACAAACUGGGAUAAUGAGAUGAAUCUCGGAGAAGUCUUGAAGGGUAGGAUGUUUGUCUACGUGGGAUCCUACGAUACGUACUUUCUCAAUGAAGGUGUUGAAGCGUUCCAGAAGAGAGUGAACGCGAAAGGCGGAGAAGGCUGGGCAAACGUCACGAUUCUGGAAGGGAAGAUCCAUGGUGGAAACUACAACUUGCUGCCAACUUGGGAGUAUCUGGAGCUUGUUGUUGGCUGGGUGAAAGACCAUGCGCCGAAUGGGAAAACACCACUCGAAGAAGCACGAACGGGAGUCUCUGCGAGGGGGAAUCUAUGGGAGGACGUCAUUGCUAGAGGUGGCCAUGAGGCAGCCAAGCAAAGACAGGCGGAUCCAAGAAUUGAGGCAAUUGAGGGAAGGAAUGUCAGGGCUAGUGUGGGACGAUGGGAUCCUGGAGUCAAGCUUCAAGCGCAGUGGAUUGUUGAUGGCAAGGCAGUAGGGAAGGCUUUCAAGGUUACAAAAGAUGAACAGGUGGUGUACAAAUCGAAGAGGGCGUGUACACUGCAGCUUGCCGUUACUGGGAGGAAGCGUGGAUAUGUGGAUGAGACUAGAAAAAGUGGUACUAUCGAGGGCUGA
Molecule: messenger RNA, 2052 nt
Organism: Ramularia collo-cygni
Lineage: Eukaryota; Fungi; Ascomycota; Dothideomycetes; Mycosphaerellales; Mycosphaerellaceae
Exons: 1
Coding region: 1-2052 (683 amino acids)
Source: RefSeq, a predicted model, not a curated record